UGGUGGUUCAGUUCAUCGAGUGAUGUCUCGGGAAAUAUACAUCAAGUGGGGAGUUUUUGUCCCAGUUGGCUCAGCUCUGUGUAAAGGAUGUGAGGCUAAACAUCGAGUAUCUGUGGCAAAUGUAGAACCAGAAGUAGAACCAGCACCCAUGGAUACAGAGUCCGCUGUUGCCUCUUCCUCUGUUCAACCAGCCGACGCCUUAGAAAACCCAGCAGACGGGACAGAAGGGCAAUCUCUCAAGUCAGAUAUACAUGUAAAUGUAGGCCAUGAGGGAGGAGUUGGAGAUGUUCAGUAUCCAAUUAAGAUUCAAUCAGCAAGUGGUGGUGAAGGUGAUGGAUCUUCCUCUGAAACAGAUUUGCUUAUCAAGGGUCGCCACUUUUUACCAGGGAAUGGUGGCUCGAGCCCUAGCACAGAGACCACUAGUGGGAAUAAUGAUGCUCGUGAUAUACUAGACAUCACGUGGGCCCCAACCCCAGCGCCAAAGAAUUUUGAGCUAGCCACGCUGAAUAGGUUUCUGCAGCAGGGAGGAUGUGCACCAGUAGAAGGCCAGCUCCAAACUGCAAUUGGUUAA
Lineus longissimus is the source of this 571-nucleotide messenger RNA. RefSeq lists its product as uncharacterized. NCBI's taxonomy places the organism in Eukaryota, Metazoa, Nemertea, Pilidiophora, Heteronemertea, Lineidae. The transcript is spliced from 5 exons. Bases 23 to 571 code for a protein of 182 amino acids. The record is from RefSeq and is a predicted model, not a curated record.